Messenger RNA from Telopea speciosissima, 5248 nucleotides. RefSeq names its product ATP-dependent RNA helicase DEAH12, chloroplastic-like. The transcript has 3 exons. Lineage: Eukaryota; Viridiplantae; Streptophyta; Magnoliopsida; Proteales; Proteaceae. Gene Ontology annotation, cellular component: intracellular anatomical structure; catalytic step 2 spliceosome. The record is from RefSeq and is a predicted model, not a curated record. Gene Ontology annotation, biological process: spliceosomal complex disassembly. Gene Ontology annotation, molecular function: RNA binding; ATP binding; zinc ion binding. Bases 1 to 5247 code for a protein of 1748 amino acids.
AUGCGCAGAGGCGUAAUUCCGGCUACCGUCCGGCAUAAUAACCGGAGAGGCGUCGUUCCAGAGAAUCACCGUUCUGUGCUGCCUCCAUUCCAGGAGAAAAUAACCAACUUUAAUGGAAAUUGUCCGAAAGAGCAACGACCUUCACCAGCGGCAGAUUUUAAACUGGACAAUUACGUUGUUGUUCUCCACUUUGGGAAUAAUGGUUUCUGCGAGACCAGCAUAGAGGCUUUAAUUUUAUGUUGCAGUUCGAUCCCUGAGAACUUCUGUAUUUUCUCUCCUGAAUGUCUUGUAGCGGCAAAGAUGUUUUUCAAGGAAUGGAGUGAUGUUGUAGAAGCUUUGGUUUUUUUCUGGGAACAACGACUCGAUGGAAUUCAUCUUCUAGACCCGUCCGUGAAACUUAACGAAUUCCUCCCUUUUGAUAUGGAGGAGCUAAAUGAACGUCUCAAAGACCUCUUUGUCUCCCGAGUCAAGAGUCUUUUGGACGGAGAGGAAGUCAAGCGGUGGCAGAAGAAGCUUGAGCUUACCAGUGAUGAGAUCGCUGAAUUCUCGGCUUCUCUCAAAAAGCCUCAGAGUAUCGUUGUUUUUGAUGAGCUUAUGUCGAAGAAGAAGGGGCUUGUCGCUGCAAGGGAGCUUAUUGCAAAGAGAAUCAGGGAAUUUAGGUCUGCCAUGAACUGUAUACUUAAUUAUUUCAACGGGUUGACUUCCCCAGAGUGUCGUGGUAACACAGUUGAGGUGUUAAGGUUUAGUGGUGAUUUUGAUUGGAGUCGUAUUCACCACGUUAUGCUGCGGGAGAUUCGGCGCCUUGAUCAGGGUCUGCCAAUUUAUGCUUCCCGGAAAGAACUUCUCGAGGAAAUACAUCGCCAGCAGGUCAUGGUCUUGAUUGGAGAGACUGGUUCAGGGAAGAGUACACAGUUGGUUCAGUUUCUUGCUGAUUCAGGAAUAGGUGCUGAAGACUUUAUCAUAUGCACUCAGCCUCGCAAAAUUGCUGCCAUGUCCUUGGCACAAAGGGUUAUGGAAGAAAGUAAAGGUUGUUAUGAAGACAAUUUAGUUGCUUGUUAUCCAACAUACUCAUCUACCCAAGGUUUUAAUUCCAAGGUAGUUUUUAUGACGGACCAUUGUCUACUGCAACGCUACAUGAAAGAUAAGAAUUUGAGUAAGAUUUCUUGCAUCAUUGUAGAUGAGGCUCAUGAAAGAAGCUUAAACACUGAUCUUCUUUUGGCACUGCUUAAAGACCUGCUGAACGAGAGGCCUGAUCUGAGACUUAUCAUAAUGUCAGCAACAGCUGAUGCAGAGAAGCUUUCAGAUUACUACUCUGGUUGCACAACAUUCCGUGUUGUUGGAAGAAAUUUUCCUGUUGAAAUCAAAUAUGUUCCUUGUGCAUCUGAAGGAACUUCUGCCUUUUCAAAAUCUUAUUCUGGGGCUUGUGCUUCAUAUGUUUCUGAUGUUGUGAAUAAGGCAACUGAGAUUCACAGGGCGGAGGAAAAAGGCGCCGUACUUGCUUUUUUGACUUCUCAGAUGGAAGUGGAAUGGGCUUGUGAGAACUUUCAGGUCCCUAAUGCAGUUGUAUUGCCUUUACAUGGGAAACUUUCGAAUGAAGAGCAAAAUCGUGUUUUCCAUGAUUACUCUGGAAAGAGGAAAGUAAUUUUUGCCACUAAUCUAGCUGAGACAUCAUUGACUCUCCCUGGGGUUAAGUAUGUGGUAGAUUCUGGCAUGGUCAAAGAGAGCAGAUUUGAGCCUAGCACCGGUAUGAAUGUUCUUAAAGUAUGCAGAGUCAGUCAAAGUUCUGCUGAUCAACGUGCCGGCCGUGCUGGUCGAACAGCACCAGGCAAAUGUUACAGAAUGUACUCAAAAAAUGAUUUUCAGUCUAUGCCUUCACACCAGGAACCUGAAAUUCGUAGGGUUCAUCUUGGUGUUGCAGUUCUGAGGAUUCUUGCGCUGGGCAUCAAGAAUGUCCAAGAGUUUGAUUUUGUUGAUGCGCCUAGUCCCAAGGCAAUUGACAUGGCAAUCAGGAAUCUUCUUCAGCUAGGUGCGAUUACUUUCCAAAAUGGUUCUUUUGAAUUAACUGAUGAUGGUCUGUACUUGGUUAAGUUGGGUAUUGAGCCUCGACUUGGAAAACUCAUCCUUGGUGGCUGCUGUCAUGGUUUGCAUAAAGAGGGUCUUGUGCUUGCUGCUGUGAUGCCUAAUGGCAGUAGCAUUUUUUGCAGAGUUGGCACUGAUGAAGAGAAAUUGAAAGCUGACCGUCUGAAGGUUCAAUUCUGCCAUCAGGAUGGGGACCUUCUAACCCUUCUCUCUGUUUACAAGGAAUGGGAGGAUGUGCCCCAAGAAAAGAAAAACAAAUGGUGUUGGGAUAACAGCAUUAAUGCAAAGACCAUGCGAAGAUGUAAAGAGACUGUUUUGGAAUUGGAACAUUGCCUUAAAGGUGAACUAAAUAUUAUUGUCACAGGUAACUGGCUCUGGAACCCACGUGUGUCCAGUGAGCAUGAUAAAAAUCUGAAGAGAAUUAUACUUUCAUCUCUUUCAGAAAAUGUUGCCAUGUAUUCUGGAUAUGAUCGAUUAGGAUAUGAAGUGGCCUUAACUGGACAACAUGUUCAACUGCAUCCUUCUUGUUCUUUGCUGAUAUAUGGUCGGAAGCCAUGUUGGGUAGUUUUUGGUGAACUCCUAUCAAUAUCAAAUGAAUAUUUGGUUUGUGUUACUGCUUUUGACCUUGAAUGCCUGUCUACCCUUUGUCCCUGUCCUUUGUUCAACAUCUCUCAGAUGGAGAGCCGGAAGCUGCAGUCGAGUUUGAUGACCGGAUUUGUCAGUAUUAUAUUGAAAAGAUUCUGUGGGAAGUCAAACUAUAACUUGCAUCAUCUUGUAUCACGCAUUCAAACAGCUUGCAUGGACAGAUGGAUUGGUAUUGAAGUUGAUGUUGAAAAGGGAGAGAUUCAAUUGUUUGGCACUGCGGAAGAUAUGGGAAAGGUUUCUAGUCUUGUUGAUGAUGCAUUGCACUAUGAAAUGAGAUGGUUAAGAGAUGAAUGCAUAGAGAAAUGCUUGUACCGUGGCGGACUUGGUGUUUCCUCUGUAGCUUUGUUUGGAUCUGGUGCUGAAAUCAAGCAUCUGGAACUGGAAAAGAGAUUUUUAGCUGUGGAUGUUUUCCAUCCAGAUGCAGGCACUCUUGAUGAUAAGGAACUUCUUAUUACUUUUGAGAAUUGUGCAUCUGGUAUCUGUGGCUUCCAAAAAUAUACGUGCAUUGGACAAGAUAGUGAAAACCGUGAAAAGUGGGGCAGGAUAACGUUUCUUACCCCUGAAGCUGCUGAAAAAGCGGCUGCAGAGCUAGAUAAUUUUGAAUUCAAUGGCAAUGUUCUAAAGGUGUCCCCUUCAUGGGUAAGCUUUGGAGGUGAUGUGAAAAUGCAUUCAUUUCCUGCUGUAAAAGCCAAGGUUUCUUGGCCACGCAGGUAUAGCAAGGGUUGUGCAAUCAUUAAGUGUGCUGAACAGGAUCUUGAUUCUAUCAUUGAUGACUGUUCUAACCUGCUGAUUGGAGGUCGGUUGGUUCGUUGUGAACUUGGCAAGAAGUACAUGGAUUCUGUUGUCAUGAACGGGCUUGACAAAGAAAUUUCUGAACAAGAGAUUCUUGACAUUUUGAGAACUGUAACAGAUAAGAGAAUUCUGGAUGUUUUCCUGAUAAGGGGAGACGCUGUUACUAACCUACCAUCUGCUUGUGAAGAAGCACUUCUUCGGGAAAUUGCUCCCUUCAUGCCUAUGAAGAGUUCCCUAAGCAAUUGUUGCAAUUACUGGGUACAGGUAUUCCCUCCUGAACCAACAGAUUAUUCAAUGAGAGCUCUGAUAACUUUUGACGGAAGAUUGCAUUUGGAGGCAGCAAAGGCUUUGCAGCAUCUACAGGGGUAUGUGCUCCCUGUCUGUCUUCCAUGGCAGAAGAUAAGAUGCCAGCAGAUGUUUUAUAGCUCAGUAUCCUGCCCUGGUCCUGUCUAUCCUGUUGUUAAGACACAGCUGGAUUCUUUACUUCAAAGCUUCAAGCAUCGAAAGGGUGUAUUCUGCAAUCUUGAGAGGAAUGAGAAUGGCUCCUUUCGAGUAAAAAUAUCUGCAAAUGCUACAAAAACUGUGGCAGAGUUGAGAAAGCCGCUGGAGCAGCUGAUGAAAGGGACAACCAUAAAAGAUGCUAGCCUAACUCCAAACAUACUGCAACUUCUCUUUACAAAAGAUGGCAUGCCACUCAUUAAGUCAAUUCAACGAGAGACAGGUACAUAUAUCCUUUAUGAUAGGCAGAACAUGAACAUUAAAGUCUUCGGUUUGUUGGAGAAAAUUGCUGUUGCUGAGAAGAGAUUGGUUCAAUCCCUUUUGAGUCUCCAUGAAGACAAGCAACUAGAAAUUCACCUGCGUGGUGCAGAGCUGCCACCUAAUCUGAUGAAAGCAGUGGUUGAGAAGUUUGGGCCAGACCUACAGGGGCUCAAAGAGAAAGUACCUGGAGCUGAGUUUAUGCUUAAUAUUCGCCGUCAUGUCAUAUUGGUACGGGGUAACAAGGAGUCAAAGCAAAAGGUAGAGGAUAUUAUUUAUGAAUUUAUGAAGUCUCUAAGUGGUAGUUCACCGACUGAGCAGCCAAAAGGUGAAGAUACCUGUCCUAUUUGCUUGUGUGAGGUGGAGGACUGUUACCAGCUUCAGGGUUGUGCACACUUGUUUUGCCGGCUAUGCUUGGUAGAGCAGUGUGAGUCUGCAAUUAAAAGCCAUGAUGGGUUUCCUCUGCGCUGCACCCAUGAGGGGUGUGAAACACUCAUUUUGCUUGCGGACUUGAAGGGUCUGUUGUCAAGUGAGAAGUUGGAGGAUCUAUUCAGGGCUUCUUUAGGGGCAUAUGUGGCAGCUAGUGGUGGUACCUACAGGUUUUGCUCAUCCCCCGACUGUCCUUCAGUUUAUCGAGUGGCAGAUCCUGGGACAAUUGGUGAGCCAUUUGCUUGCGGGGCCUGUUACGUGGAGACAUGCACUAGUUGUCACUUGGAGUACCAUCCAUUCGUGUCAUGUGAGAGGUACAAGGAGUUUAAGGAUGAUCCAGAUUUGUCGCUUCAGGAGUGGUGCAAAGGGAAAGAACAAGUCAAGGUCUGCCCUGCCUGCGGAUUCACGAUAGAGAAGGUGGAUGGAUGUAAUCACAUCGAGUGCAAGUGUGGGAGUCACAUUUGCUGGGUCUGUUUGGAGUUAUUUAAUAGCAGUGACAAAUGCUAUGACCACAUGAGGUCACACCUAGAUAUUUUUGAAAUCUAAA